Messenger RNA from Caenorhabditis remanei, 735 nucleotides. RefSeq lists its product as uncharacterized. The transcript has 3 exons. Bases 1 to 735 code for a protein of 244 amino acids. Lineage: Eukaryota; Metazoa; Nematoda; Chromadorea; Rhabditida; Rhabditidae. The record is from RefSeq and is a predicted model, not a curated record.
AUGGUCCUCACCAUCCCAACUAUCGCCUCAGUCGCCCCAAUCAACUGUGAACUCAGUUUGGACUCUGGAAGAUGCAUCAAGUAUGUGGCAACUUUGAACUCCAACCCGAAAACUCAUGUUGCCGAUGAAUUGCAGUAUACGCUGAAGAAAAAUAGUCAUCAAGACCACCACGACGACUGGGAGGGUGUCAACACCAUCUGCCACACCAUCGACAACAUUGUCAAUGUCGAGAUGGAGACCGACUUCUUCGAUGGAAAGUCAGUUCUCGAAAUCGGAUUCGUCACCGGACUCCCAUCUGUCUACGCAUUUGAAGCCGGAGCUGAUAAGAUCGCAAUGCACACCAUCGACAAGACAAGUCUUGAGUUGUACUGUAAACCAACACUCAAAAGAAACAAUAUCCCAUUGAACAAGACCAAAUUGUCGUGUGGAACAAUGGAGGAGUUGAGAAAGUUUUUGGGCGGAAAGAAGUACGACAUCAUUUUGGCUCCGGAUCUUUUGAAUCGCACCGAAGCUGAAUUUGAUACUGUUCAUGAGAUUAUUCAUGAAGGACUCUCAUAUGACGGAAUUUGCCUCUUCUCUUGCCGUACCCACUAUCCAAAUGUCGACGGAUCGUUGACCGUCUUCUUGCAAUUGGUGAAAAGACGUCGUGAAUUCGAAGCAAUCGAAAGAUGGUCAUCGCCAAGAACCGACAUCAUCCAACAGAAGGUCUUCCAACUCACUCGUUCGUUGUUCUAG